GGCAGCGGUCGCGUCGUGGUCUUCAGAUACUUGGGACUCGUGAGAGAAAUGCAAAUACCAGAGAUUCAAUAUUGAACGCGAGCCGAGAGAAAAGAAAAGUGUGAGACGUGUUUGGAAAAUCGAAUCGAAUUUCGUACGGCACCGUCAACGGAAAUCGCAACAACGGUAAUUGUUGUGUGUGCUCGGUCUCUUUUAUUCCCUGUGAGUGUGCCAGUGUGAAGUUGAUUGGUUUUUCGAGCCACCAACUAAUUGUGGAAUACUUUGGGCCACCGGCAGCCAAGGAUAUCAGCCAGAUUCAGCCAGUUUGCGGCCUAGCAAAAUGGCAGGCAGUUGCAAAUUGGUGUUGCAGCUGGCACUAAUGUUGCUGCUUGGUGCAGCAGCAACAUCGAGAGGGGAGUCCACCACGGAGACACCAUCGGCCCUGUUGCCCUUAGAGGCAAGAAACGCCGAUGUUUCUGGCGAGGAGGACGUCAUCUCCACCAGCUAUGUGCUGCCCAAUCAGAUUAACGAGGGAAAACCCUACUAUGCUCGCCAGGAUCCCGUGUCGGGUCAGCGAUUUAGUGCCAAGAAACCAGCGGGAAUACAGCCGGAGGCCAAUGAGGUGGUCGAUCACGAGAAGAUUGUGCUCAGCGGUGGCAGUUCACCCAACAUACACGACUUCUUGAACCUGCCCGUGAAGUACUCCUCGUCGAAGUUUGUCUAUCCUCUGGUCUCCAGUUCGUAUGCCACUAAGUACCAGGGAAGCAACAAGAACUACAUCACCAACAAGAAACCCACAUCCGUGGUGGCUCCAGUUACUCCACCACCGCCCAACUACCACAGCUCAAACUAUUUUACGGUGCCAACUACUAAACUAACUGGUACACCCACGGCAGGAGCUUACUAUCCCAGUAGCCCCAGUACCACCACCAGUACAAGUACCUCCACGUCCACUACUACAACCACUACGACCACGACUACUCGGGGAACCAGGAGACCAGUAAGCACCACCACAACCACGGAGGCCACGAGUCCAGUGGCCAAGUAUACCACCACCUCCCGACGACCCAUUCCUCUGCAGACUGUCUCCACCACGCAGCAACCACCGAGGACUAGCACCACCCGCAAGAAGUUUGUGCCCACCAAGAAAUAUAGCCCCACUGUGCCCAGCACCAGUCAGACUCCGUUGAAGCCAUCUCCAAGACCCACUCCCAGCAGCAGCGAUGAGGCUUUGACCACCCACCAUGCCACUCCCCAGGCGGCCAUCUUCCCCACUGAGCCCUCGACAACCACGAAGAUGUACACCACCUCGAGCACAAGUCCACCUGUGGUGUUCACCGAAGGACCCACGCCACCGCCCGCCUUCAGUCCCAUUCCGGGAACUGGUAUUCCCAACCUGGAUCCAGCCGAUGUUUACCACACGCUGGGACAGAAGAACACUCAGGCCGAGGAGCAGCAGCAGCAGCAACUGGAGAAGCAGCAGCUUAUGCAGCAGCAACAGCAAAUACAGCAUCAGCAAUAUCAGGAGCAGCAGCAACAGCUAUACCAACAGCAGCAAUAUCAGCUGCAGCUGGAGAAGCAGCAACUGGAAAAGCAGAAAUAUCCAUACCAGCAGCAACUGGAAAAGCAGCAGCAGCAGCAACAGCAAAAACAACAGCAACAGCAACAACAACAGCAGCAGUAUCAGCAGGAGCAACAUCAGCAGAUACAGCAACAUCAACUACAGCAACAGCAACAGCAACAUCAACAACAGCAGCAACAUCAGCCUCAACCGCCAACUCAGCAACAGCAUCCAACUCCUCCCAAAUCCCCCAUGACCCUCAGCGAUAUAUUCAACAGUCUGGCAGAGGAAGAAUCCAAUGUGGCCCAAAACUACCAGCAAAAUCAGGGAUUCGAUGCCCAGGGUAAUCUCAUCCAGCUCGCACCAUCCAAGCCAUCACCCUUCGCCAUGCAACAGCCGGGCUCACAACACCAGGUCCAGCAGCCAGGAUCCCAACAGCAACGACCCAAUCCCAACGAGCAGAGUAUAUCCGGCAGUCAGGAGAACUACAGCAACGAGUACGUCUCCUACCAAGUCAGCAGCAACAUGAUGCAAUAUCGACCAGUGCCUGGCCAGAUUAACAACGUGGUUAUCUCACCGGGCCAGCAAUCAGCCUCCUUUGUCCUCGGCAGUCAAGUGCAACAGGUUAGCGUGGGUCACCCAAGUAUGGAGAAGGAACCUCUCUUCGCCAAGGAACCCGGGAGUGCAAUAGGUCAGGUGAUCAACGAAGAUAUUGGCAACAUCAAGCGACCUCUUAAAGAACCAGUGCCGCAGCCUUCGAACUACCCAAUGCCCAGCAUCCAGCAGAACUCCAACUUCCAUCAGAACGGAAAUGUGGCCACAUCGGGAGGCCCUGGAACGGUUUCCUACCAAGAGCCACCACCAGAGGCACCUAGUCCCUAUCAGCAGUUGCCCCUGAUCGGUUCCAAACGACCUUCCAAGAAACCAGUGGCCAAGCCGGAGCAGCCUCCACAUCCCGCCUACCCACUACAACCACCACAAACUUCAACGCCUCCCACGCAGCCCACACCACCAGCGGUGAUGCAGGUAGAUGACACGAAGGAGUUGCGUUCUACCAACAUUCGGUUCCCUGCCCAGGGAGAAGAGUCGCUGGAACUGUCCUCCUCCGCUGUGAUGCAAGGUCCUCCGACAGGACCCCAAAUCAAUGGUCAUGCUCAUCUAAGUCUGCAGCAAAUUCAAAACUCCAAUCCUGUUGUCUUCCCCAAGGGCAAGGAUGAAGCCGCUCCAGGCAGUGGUAAUGUGCAGAUCCAGCAGCAUGAAGUGCUCAACCUGAGCCAGCAGAAACCACCAUUGAAAUUCCCUGCCCAGCAGCCAGGACAAGGCGAGCUACCUCCUGGACAUGGAACCCCACCGCGUUAUCCCACUACUUUGCCAGUGCCUCAGGCACCUCCAACUCCUGGCAAGCGACCAAUGGGACCAUCACAACAGUCCAACUUCUAUAAUGAGUUCAAUCGGAAACCCCAGAAUGGACCACGUCCCAGUAACCUGCCCAACAUUUUGCCACAGUUCCGUCCGAAUGCCAAGAUAUCCAGCGGACAUCCACCCAACUUCAAGCAGGAACUGGGCAACAUCCGUCUGCCCCAGCAAGGAGGUCCUGGUCUCAAACGUCCUUACAAUCCCUCAGUGCCUCCCCAGUUUGCCCAUCGUCGUCAGCCACUGCAUCAACAGCAACAGCAGAUGAUGCAGAAGCGUUAUCCCAUGAAUCGCAUCUCGGAGUACCGUGGUCCGAGUCCAGGAGGAGGUGAUGUCAACAGGAGGGUUUACAGACUGCCUCCAUAUGGUGGCCAGAAUGUGCCCUACCUGCCCGAUCACAUGUAUCCCCGUCGUCCCCAUGGUCCUGGUCCACUGCGAUCUGUUGAUGGCUAUCCCGCCGAGCGACAUGCUCCCUCAGCGGAACCCUACAAGACCAUUGAUGCCGAGGCAGCUGCCGACUUCGAGGAGGAGGAUCUGGUGAUUAACGAUCCGCCACAGCCAGACCCCGGCAAGGAUCGCAAGGGAGUGGAGGACACGAAACUGGAGCCAGUGGUCACCCUGCAAAUGCUGCAGUCCCAGAAGAAGGCUGUUAGCCUGCCAGGCGAUGAUACGGGUGCGGGAGAGAUCCAGGUCACAGCAGAAAAUGAUCCCCAGGCAGAGGCCUCUAAGCUCAGCCAGCAGAAGCUAGAUCCCAGCGGAAUGUAUGUGGUCUUUCCAAUGAAGAGUGCGGAAAAGGGUCAGGUGGAGGGUUCUCCCUCAGCACCGGCGGAAUAUCAGAACACUCCGUUCUCCGUGAUCCGCGAUCAGCCACAAGAACCCAUUCUAAAGAACAAGAAGCCACAGUCGCUGCAGCAGCAAAACAAAGCGCAGUCGGUGCCCAAGGAGAAGUUCCCCUAUCCCAUCGAGAAGCCAGAUCCAUCCUACUCUGAGCUCCAUCCCGAUGCCCAGGCUGCUAUUCCAGGAGUCCUUGUGGCUCCAAGAAUCAUUACCGGGGCUCUGGGCACUGGCACAGAGACCCCUAUCGCCAUCGCCUACACGCCCACUGAACCGAACCCUUUCCGUCACGAACAGGGACAGAAGUUCUCCAACAUCAACCUGGCCACGUCGGUGAUCAAUGAGAUCCGCCAGGACACCCAAACGGAGGAAGGUCUGAGCAGCGACUUUGAUCUGCGCGGUCAGAAUUUCGAGAAGGACUUCAUGGCGCCAUUCUACCCAAGUGUGAGCCUAGGUGCUGGUGCCAGUGGACCUGCAGCUGUAAAUCCCGCAGCGCCUAGUAACUGGAACAUUGUACCCUCUACGACGGAUCCGAUCUACGAGAAGAACAACAUAAACCGAGCUGAUGUGGAGACCACAGGAAAGAAAGCUGAUGAGGAGCAGCCCACAGCCAGUCCGUUGACAGCGGAGAAGCCCGAGAUGGACAGCUUCCAGCCACAGCUUCAGGGUGGCUUCAAGCUCUAUCCGCCGGGUUAACAUGUGGAGCAGGUGGAACAGGAGGAGAUCGCAGGUGAAAACGCAGCACAGGAUCAGCCAUUGCAAUGGCACUGGUGGGCACCACGCAAAGCCUUGACUGCAUCACCGCCAGUCAGUAGCAGUAGCAGUUCCACCUCAACAUCUAGCACCUCCACGACCUCAACGACUCAUCAGCCUGGAAUAACCAAGUCGGAUGCCACAUUGGCCACAACCAAGGCGCCGUUGGUCAGUGCGAAGCCCACGCAGCGCAAGAAGACCACUUUUGAGACGAGUCUAGCGGCCCUGCUGUUCGGGGACGAGGACGAGGAGGAUGGAGCACGCAAGUCCGCGGAGCUGCCAAAGGCCCAGGCUGGUCCCAGGAAUGUGCCACGCAUGGGUCCCCGGAGUCUGACGCUGAGCUAAAUGGGAAAUAGGAGCCCCCAAAACUAGUAUAGUCCAAUUUUAGUUCGUAUUAUUUAUUCAAAGUUUAUGAACACAGGGAUAAGCCCCGCUUAGAGGUAGACCAUGUGGUAAUCUAGUUCUGUUCUACAGCUUAUAGUUCGUAAGCUCACCAUCCAGAUAAAUAGACCAUCGCCUCCAACGAGCCAACCACACCCCACAAUCCCAGCGACUUUUGCGAGUCUGAUUUGAAAUGCGACUGUUGUGAACUUUCUCAUUGGACUCCCGAAUCGUCGGAAAUGAGAUAAAAGCUUUUUGUAUUCAAUUUAACACAAACCCUAAAAUAGUACUCACAAUUUACCAGAAUAUUGUACCAUAGAAAACCAUGCAAAUAAACAUAAUUUUGAUAUAAUA
This is a messenger RNA of Drosophila suzukii, 5275 nucleotides long. RefSeq lists its product as uncharacterized. The record is from RefSeq and is a predicted model, not a curated record. NCBI's taxonomy places the organism in Eukaryota, Metazoa, Arthropoda, Insecta, Diptera, Drosophilidae.